GGGAUGUACUUGGCUUUAUCAAUUCAUCCUUAACACCAGUAGUUAAAGAACUAGACAUCUGAGAGCAUAUUUCAUUCAUUGCUCAUUUUUGCUAGUUUUUGCUUUCAGAUUUGUGUUUCUGGUUCUGUGAAAAUGGGGAAGUUUAAGAAUGCAAGUGUGUUUGGUUUAAUGUUGAUUGUUGUUGUGGUGUUGUGCGCUGGUAACACACAAGGAAGAAAGCUUGAGAAGGAAACGUAUGGAGGUGGAGGAAUUGGUGGAGGUGGAGGGCUUGGUGGUGGUUCAGGAGGUGGUCUUGGUGGAGGAUUUGGUAAAGGUGGUGGAGUAGGAAUUGGAUCAGGUGGUGGUGCUGGAGGAGGCUUUGGCGGAGGCGGUGGUGCUGGUGGAGGACUUGGUCAUGGUAGAGGAAGUGGCAUUGGAGGAGGAUUUGGUAAAGGUGGUGGAGUAGGAAUUGGUUCAGGUGGUGGUGCUGGAGGAGGCUUUGGCGGAGGUGCCGGUGGAGGUGGAGGACUUGGUGGUGGUUCAGGAGGUGGUAUUGGAGGAGGUGCUGGAGGUGGUCUUGGUGGAGGAUAUGGGGGAGGUGCUGGUGGAGGUGGUGGUUCAGGAGGUGGUCUUGGUGGAGGAUAUGGGGGUGGUGCUGGAGGUGGUGCCGGAGGUGGUUCAGGAGGAGGUCUUGGUGGAGGAUACGGAGGUGGAGCUGGAGGUGGUGCCGGAGGUGGUUCAGGAGGUGGUCUUGGUGGAGGAUAUGGAGGCGGUGCUGGAGGCGGUGCUGGAGGCGGUGCCGGCGGUGGUUCAGGAGGUGGUCUUGGUGGAGGAUACGGAGGUGGUGCUGGAGGCGGUGCCGGCGGUGGUUCAGGAGGUGGUCUCGGUGGAGGAUAUGGGGGAGGUGCCGGGGGAGGACUUGGAGGAGGCGCUGGUAGCGAUGGAGGAUUUGGAGGAGGUGCUGGUGGUGGUGGAGGAGUUGGUGGUGGAUUUUAGACUUCAAGCGGAGAUUCAUCUUACAGAGAGCGCAUCUUAUUAAACUUGCUGCCAAUAUGAAGAGCACAGGCAUACUACUAUAUUGUACUCUCUAAACUACAGAGAACAGCAUGCAUUUAUCAAAAUUAUCAUGUAUGUUGUUUUUCAUAUCCAAAUAAAAUUAUAGAUUUAUAUAAGUUUUAUUAGAUAA
Papaver somniferum (opium poppy) is the source of this 1165-nucleotide messenger RNA. RefSeq names its product glycine-rich cell wall structural protein-like. NCBI's taxonomy places the organism in Eukaryota, Viridiplantae, Streptophyta, Magnoliopsida, Ranunculales, Papaveraceae. The record is from RefSeq and is a predicted model, not a curated record. The transcript has a single exon. Bases 133 to 975 code for a protein of 280 amino acids.